GCUGAUGCUCAGAGGACACGGAGAGAUUCGAGCAUCACCGGGAACCGACUGAAUUAUCGUGCCAAAUCUUCGGGCUUCGGUAGGAUGCGUCAGGACGGAUCCAUGCAGAUGGCUGCGACACAGAAAGAAGGAUCUGACCAGAACUUCGAUUACAUGUUCAAACUGCUGAUCAUCGGCAACAGCAGUGUAGGAAAGACGUCGUUUCUCUUCCGGUACGCUGACGACUCCUUCACAUCAGCGUUUGUGAGCACGGUGGGCAUCGAUUUCAAAGUCAAAACCGUCUACAAGAACGACAAGAGAAUCAAACUGCAGAUAUGGGAUACUGCCGGGCAGGAGAGAUACCGCACCAUCACCACGGCGUACUAUCGUGGAGCCAUGGGCUUCAUCCUCAUGUACGACAUCACUAACGAGGAGUCGUACGGAGCCGUGCAGGACUGGUCAACCCAGAUAAAGACGUACUCCUGGGACAACGCCCAGGUCAUCCUGGCGGGAAAUAAGUGUGACAUGGAGGAGGAGAGAGUCGUGUCUACAGAUAGCGGCAGACUGCUGGCAGAGCAGUUGGGUUUUGAGUUCUUCGAGACGAGUGCCAAGGACAACAUCAACGUGAAGCAGACCUUUGAGCGUCUGGUGGAUAUAAUCUGCGACAAGAUGUCAGAGAGUUUAGAGACUGACCCCACCGUGACCACAGGCACCCAGGGAACGGCCCGGUUAACGGAUAACCCUCCUCCACUACAGCAGCCCAACUGUGCCUGUUAGUGCUCAGUUUACAUGGUAGCAUAAGUGUGUGUGUCUGACACCUUUAGAUAGAUGCAUAUAUCCUUUAAUGUCAUAGAAUACAGGUGUUGGAACAACUUGAAUCUGAACAGUGCAUGUCAGGAGGAGUCAUGUGACCCUUUACACCCAAUGGGAACAGAGCUGUCAUAUGGAUGCUGUCUUGAUCAAUGGCGAGCAGUUCAGUGUUUUAAAAAGCAGUAUGGAUAAAAAUAGCUUAAAGGUGCCAUAGAAUGGAAAACUGUAUUUACCUUGGCA
This is a messenger RNA of Sinocyclocheilus anshuiensis, 1029 nucleotides long. Its product is annotated as ras-related protein Rab-3C-like. Gene Ontology annotation, molecular function: GTP binding; GTPase activity. Lineage: Eukaryota; Metazoa; Chordata; Actinopteri; Cypriniformes; Cyprinidae. The coding region runs from base 85 to 756 and encodes 223 amino acids. The record is from RefSeq and is a predicted model, not a curated record. The transcript has 5 exons.